AUGCCUCCGAACAAUAAGAAAAAGAAGAAGCCCGCCUCCAACCCGGCUCGUGGCUUUGCCACGGUUUCUAUGCCAUCGAAACCUAAGCCUGAGAGCACUGCGACCCCAUCCCCGGCUACUGAAGAAUCGAAACCCACGCCAGUGAGCGAGCCACAGACUGCACGUACCGAAGAGCGCCCAGCAGAGACCAGCGCACCACAGGCAGUGACAUCAUUGCAAAACUACACACCAGAGGAGUUGGAGAAGCAUCUUGAAGAUGCUGAGCUUCAGAUCCUCGUCGACAAAUACGCAACAAAAUGCAAAAAUGAUGCGGUUCGCCAGGCUACGAAGCUGGAGAAUGAACGGCGCGUCAUGCGACAGCAAUCCGUGACAUUGAGUCUCCUGGAGUGGUUACCGACAAACAUUCAAGAUAGAAUCCUCGAACUAUCCGGGACUGAAGAGCACGAAUACCUCUUAGCAAGCGGAAAGACGACAAGUCCGAAACAAGCUGGUUCCGAGGAGGAAUUAUAUAACAAGCUCUGGACAUUGAAGGAGACACUGAUCAAACUCGAAUUCCCGGAAAACAGGGUUGAGGACGCCUUGAAGCAUGUUCUGCAGUAUUUCGCCAGCAAUUCAACCAGCGCCAGUCGCGAUGUUGUGUGGAACUUGGACGAAGCGCUGGAAUGGUUGGCUACAUAUAGUGAUAAGAAGGAACUUCCCUCUUAUACACAGACAAAUGCUCGGCAAAAGGUUGCAGACAGUGUCACUUCAUGGAUGACCGAAUCGAAGCCGUCAGGGACUUCGACUCCUAAUGGACAAAGUAAGAACAAGCAAGGUGGCCAGAAAGCGGACUGGAAAGCAAACAAGGUUGCACCUUCUAUUUCAUACGAUUCGGACAGCUCGGUCGACCCAGAUGUCAUGGUUCCUGAAUGGCUAGAGUUGCAAACUCGAUUGUACGGUCUUCAGCCAGAUAUCUUCGAUCGCCCUGGAAAGAGCAAGAAAGGCCGCGGGGGUGCUUCGAAUUUAUCAGAUGACCCGGAAGUCUCCAAGGUGCAGCGUAAAAUCGCCAAGAUCGAGCGCGAUGUUCUAUUCGAAAAGCGGGAAGCAGAGUACCUUUGGGAAGAAAAGCUGGAUGAACUCAGAAAGGAUGCAACAUUUGUUCGCCGCCCGGUGGAGAGAAAGAAGAACCCUCCGGUCGAAGAAGAGCCUCAAUCCGAGGUCAAUGUAGACGCAGAUAUGGCUGCUCUGCAGAUUGAUGGAUUAGAAAAUGCUCUUGGGGAUAUGUUCGCAGCUGAGCCUGAAGAUCAAGGGUCUAUAUUGGGUCUCCCUCCUCCUGAGGUGAACGCCCAAAUUGCACUUCGUGACUUUGGAAAGCAGACAGGCUUGACUCCACGACGAAUCUUGGAGGAAAGUUGCAAGGCAAGAGACUCAUCUUGUACCGUUGUCUACCAGGACUUUUCUUCAUCCAGCCAUUCCAACAGAAAGGCAGCUGAGGUGCGAUGGUCGAAGCCCCAAGAGGUGCCAUUUUCAUUAGCUGUGGAGUCAAUUACCCACAAGUCUAAUGCCAUGGCGACUUUUGUGUCAAUGGAUGCCCUCGCAACACCGACUUCACAGCAGGCCGAGGGAUACGUGUCAACCUUGCUUCUAUUCAUCUUGUUCCCCCAGAAUUCUAAAGAGGGCAAGGCCUACCUGCGGUUGCCAGCAGUUUGGAGAGAUCUCUGGACUGAGUUUGCAACUCUGAAAAAGACCCAAGAGGACGAGAUCGACAAAUCGACUGUCAAGGAAUUAAAACUUCUGAUUCAAGAGAAUCCGAGCAACUUCGAGGAUGAUGUCGUGCUCUCUGACAAUUUCCGCAAGAGAAACGGCGUUGGUAGUAAGCCAGGGGCCCCGGUAAGAGGCUCAGGACGUGACAACUUAUCUGGUAUCGAUGAUCAGUUGAGGGACGCGUGGAUGGCAAAGUCAUCGACACCAUCUUUCCACCGAAUGAUGCAGGGUAGAAUGAACCUACCAAUCUGGGGCUUCAAGGAAGAUAUUUUGCACACUCUGGACAGUCACCGUGCCUUGAUCAUUUGCAGUGAGACAGGAAGUGGAAAGAGUACUCAGAUUCCGUCGUUCAUUCUUGAACACGAGAUGCUCAAUGGCCGGCCUUGCAAGGUCUAUGUGACUGAGCCGCGUCGUAUCUCUGCCAUCUCACUUGCUCGUCGUGUUAGCGAAGAGCUCGGAGAGAGUAAGAACGACGUGGGAACGGCUCGCUCGCUGAUUGGUUUUGCAGUUCGAUUGGAGAGCAAGCUCACUCACUCAACAAGAUUGGUCUACGCAACUACUGGUGUGGUUGUACGCAUGCUCGAGCGCCCUGAUGACUUCCAAGAUAUCACUCACGUUGUUCUUGAUGAGGUUCACGAGCGCACAAUCGAUAGUGAUUUCCUGCUCAUUGUGCUUCGGCGUCUCAUGGAGAAGCGACCUGAUUUGAAACUGAUCCUCAUGUCAGCUACUCUCGAGGCGCAGCGAUUCUCAAAUUAUCUUGGGGGUGUUCCUGUAAUGAACAUCCCUGGGCGAACUUUCCCCGUGGAAAUGAAGUAUCUGGAAGAUGCAGUCGAGAUGACCAACUACCGUCUUUCAGAGGACGAUCACCAUACAGUUUUUGAUGAUGAUAUGGACGAUCCACCGACCGAUGCAGACACAUCCGGAGGUCUUCAAGCCAGUCUUGACGGCUAUUCCAGACAGACCAAGGAGACCAUUCUAAACAUUGACGAAUACAAACUGGACUACGAGUUGAUCAAGAGAUUGCUUCUCAAGAUUGCUACGGCUCCUGAGAUGGAUCACUAUAGCAAGGCUAUCCUGGUCUUUAUGCCUGGAUUGGCGGAGAUUCGCCGUUUGAACGAUGAGAUUCUGUCUGAGCCAACUUUCCAGAGAAACUGGAUUAUACACGCACUUCACUCAUCGAUCGCCAGUGAAGAUCAAGAGAAGGCUUUCAAUGUGCCCCCAGAGGGCAUCAGGAAGAUCGUGAUCGCAACAAACAUUGCAGAGACAGGUAUCACAAUCCCGGAUAUUACGGCUGUGGUCGAUGCGGGAAAGGAGAAGAUGAUGCGCUUCGACGAGAGACGUCAAUUGUCUCGACUUGUUGAGUCAUUCAUCUCCCGUGCCAACGCUAAGCAGCGACGCGGUCGUGCUGGUCGUGUCCAGAAUGGUAUCUGCUUCCAUCUGUUCACCAAACACCGCCAUGAAAAGCUGCUUGCCGAACAGCAAACACCCGAACUGCUUCGACUUUCCCUGCAAGAUCUGGUGCUCCGAGUGAAGAUCUGCAAAUUGGGAGAAGUAGAGCAGACACUCCUCGAAGCUCUCGACCCGCCAUCAUCGAAGAACAUCCGACGUGCCAUUGAUUCUCUCAAGGAAGUCAAGGCACUGACCAGUAACGAGAGUCUAACAUCUCUCGGAACCCAAUUGGCCAAGUUGCCGCUAGACGUCUUCCUAGGCAAGAUGAUCAUCCAUGGUGCCUUCUUCCGAUGCUUGGAUGCGACUGUCAGCAUUGCUGCCAUUCUCUCUUCCAAAUCACCGUUCGUAAAUACAAUUGGUUCCAAUUCGCAGCGUGAUGGGGCUCGGGUUUCAUUCCAGAAAGGUGACUCUGACCUCUUAACUGUAUACAAUGCAUACUGCAGCUGGAGACGCGUCCGAAGCACACCAGGCUCGAACGAGUUUGCCUUCUGCCGAAAGAACUUCCUCAGCCCGCAGACAUUGCUCGGCAUCGAAGAUAUCAAAAUGCAGUUGGUAGUAUCAAUUGCUGACGCAGGUCUUCUGACGUUGGAUGCAUCCCAAAAAGCGGCGCUCAACCGCGCGCGCUCCAACAGUCGAAAUCGGCAAUUUUUCACUAUCCCAGAAGAGUUCGACCUCAACAGCAGCAAUGAUGUCGUAGUCAACUCUGUCAUCGCCUGGAGUUUCUACCCGAAGCUUUUGACGCGCGAAGGUAAAGGCUGGCGCAACGUCGGAAACAACCAAACGGUGGCACUGCACCCGACCUCGAUCAACAAACGAGCAGACUCGUCUGUGAAGUGGCUUUCAUACUACCAUAUCAUGCAAGCGCGCAACCGAAACCUCAACGCGCACGAUACUAGCGCGGUUGAUGAUUUCGCUAUAGCCCUGCUGUGUGGCGAUGCAGAGUUCAAGCUAUACUCCGGUGUCAUCUCCAUCGACGCAAAUCGCGUUCGUUUCGCCCUGCGAGACUGGAAGUCCAUGCUUGCGCUGAAAAUUCUCAACAGUCGCCUGCGCGAAAUUCUCUCCAACACUUUCCGCAACCCUCACCGUCCACUGUCUUAUAAGCAGCAGCAGUGGAUUGAUAUCUGGCAACAGAUCUUCACUCAGGCUGGCAAGCGUUGA
Molecule: messenger RNA, 4350 nt
Organism: Penicillium antarcticum
Lineage: Eukaryota; Fungi; Ascomycota; Eurotiomycetes; Eurotiales; Aspergillaceae
Product: putative ATP dependent RNA helicase
Exons: 7
Coding region: 1-4350 (1449 amino acids)
Cellular component (GO): intracellular anatomical structure
Molecular function (GO): ATP binding; RNA binding
Source: RefSeq, a predicted model, not a curated record